GCAUCACGUCCGUGUUAUUAAACAGACGUCUGUCCGUCACGUUACAGCAGCUGUCAACUCUUUUGAAUUAUUUAAAAUGCGUCUUUUUUGUGGUACAGAGGAGACGUUAGCCUGACCCGAGCCGAGCUAGCGCAUUUUCUUACCGAGCUCCGGACCAACAUGAUGUCGUUGGCCUCGGUCGCGGUUUUCUCCAGGUUCAUCUCACAUCUUGCCGUAACGAUUUUCACUUCGACUCCAUGUUGGCCGGCGUCUUCCUGAGGUUUCUCCGUCUCUUCCAGGGUGUCCCGCGGUGUUGAGUGUAACUACGUGUCUGCGCUAUCAUGGGCUCCAGGCUGAACUCGCCAUUUCCUCAUCGAGUCCACCAGCUGUGACGUCGCCUCAGGCUCCAGGCGUUAGUCCGUACCCGGCCUGUAUGCAGCCUGUCCGGGGCCCGGCCUAAUUCCUGGUGCUCCUUCUUUCCCACCACCUCCUCCCUCCUUUCCCUACCCUCCUCCCCCCUGUCCCCUCCCUCCCUCCCACCCCCACAACCCCACCCCCUCACAAACUAACACCGACCUCUGCGCGGUGUCCACAGACCGACUCCCAGCGAUAAUCCCGGACCGGCGGCCUGGCUGGCUGCCCCUCUAAAGGUGGAUGAAUGAAGACCCCAUUCAAGAGCCCAGCGGCCCCGCGGCCCCGAGCAGACGGGGGACAUGCAGGCGUGUCAAACAUGAUGAAGAAGAAGAACUCGCACAAGAAACAGAGGACCAGCGUUGGUCCCAGCAAGACUCUGGCUCAGCCCAGAAGGAACAUCGUGGGCUGCAGGAUCCAGCACAUCUGGAAGGAGGGCAGUAAGUCGUCCCAGUGGAAGGGGACGGUCCUGGACCAGGUCCCCGUUAAUCCGUCUCUCUACCUGAUCAAAUAUGACGGCUUCGACUGCAUCUACGGCCUGGAGCUGUACAGCGACGAGCGAGUGGUGGGACUGGAGGUCCUGCCCGACAGAGUGGCUCCGGCCCGUGUGAGCGACUCGAUGCUGGCGGAGACGAUGAUCGGGAAAGCGGUGGAGCACAUGUUUGAGACGGAGGACGGGCCGAAGGAGGAGUGGAGGGGGAUGGUUUUGGCUCGGGCUCCAAUCAUGACCGCCUGGUUCUACAUCACCUACGAGAAAGACCCGGUCCUCUACAUGUACCAGCUGCUGGACGACUACAAGGAGGGAGACCUGCGCAUCAUGCCCGACUCCAACGACACUGUGGCGGCGGAGCGGGAGCCCGGCGAGGUGGUCGACAGUCUGGUGGGCAAACAGGUGGAAUACGCCAAAGAGGACGGCGGGAAGCGGUCGGGGAUGGUCAUCCACCAGGUGGAGGCCAAGCCCUCCGUCUACUUCAUCAAGUUUGACGACGACUUCCACAUCUACGUCUACGAUCUGGUCAAGACCUCCUAAGACCGGUCCGGGACCCCCAAAAAAGACUAACCGAGACCUGCCCAGACCCACCUAAAACCCCACCGUGAGAACCCCAGUAAAGAAAAACAGCUGGGGUUUAAAAACAUCCUGAGACUCACCCUGAUCGAUGGAGACGCCUGAGACAGAUGCUAUCCAUUCUUUACCCUUUCGUUUCUGAAACGCCUUAAAAACAGGAAACAUACCCGACUGCGGAAGUCCAGCCCCCCCUCACCAAGACCGAAGACCUACAAAGCAGCUUCCAGGUCUUCAGAAGACUCACUGAGGCGUUUAUAAAUCACCUUUAUUCUCCAGAUUUCUUUAGACUCUUUUAGGACGCUUCCUCUGACACCUGCUGAAACACAAAACUGGUUCAAGAGCCCCAGAAGAAGACCAGCGACCAGCAGCGGUAUUUGGAUUAACUGUGUUGUUAAAUUUGUGGUGAUAAUAAACAAAAAAAACAUUUUAAACACUCUCUGGAUUAUUUCAAACAACGCGAGACGUCCAGAGAUCCGCGAGGACUCGACGAAAACCGGAAGGUCUCCUGACCGUUUCAGAGUCAAAGCAGGUCUGAGGACAUUUACGUAAACAGAAAGACCUCCUCCCCCCUUUUCCUGAAACCCUGUCAGACCGUUUGAGACGUCCGUUGUCAGAGGAGGGGGAGGCGGCGGGGUGGACAGGUCUGAGUCUGCCGGGUUAAUGAAGGGAUGGGACUUCAGGAGCACAGGGCCCCCCUCCAGAUGACGUGGAAGCUGAACCAUCAUCUGUCUCCAUCUGCAUUCAUAGAAGGUGUAAGUGGACACGCAGGAGGAACUGGUGUCCAAUCACAGAGCAUUUUACUGACCCCGCCUCCCCGCACGGUCCCCUGUUGACGAACAAAGACGCUGACUGGAACCAAGUCUGUAAAGGACGCGGAAGACACAGACUCUUUUACCUUUCUCCAUCCUUUUACCAUUUGUCUUCUGUCCUGUCGCUGUUGACUCCUACAUUACCCACAAUGCAUUUAGGCUCUUACGUUCGACAGUUUGAUAGGCUCAGGUGUCGGAUGUACGAGCUCGUAGAGAAACCGUCUCAUUGGCUGCAUCAGUCGGUCCAAAAAAAUGGCCCGAUAGCAUCGUUAGCCGUCCUCAUUAAACCGGCUAACCGCCUUGCUAGCGCUCGUGCUCAGUGGGAAAUGCUAAUGAUGCUAACGAGCUAUUUUCCCAUCGAAUUAACAGAAACUUUAAAAAAACUCCUUCCUGUGAAUAAUCCAAACGGAGCUCCGUUACUUGUUGGGUCUGUUUAGCCGUUCAGCAGUUUUAGCGUCUCUUUGCGGUGUUAGCAUCUUUGUUAUUUAAACAGUUUUUCCGGUGCAGCUUCAGUUCCCCCGAAAAUGUCGACAUGAAGGUUUGACUGGUUCUUUAGUUUUAUUCUACUUUUAAACGUUGCGACUCCAGCUGAUGUUUUUACACCUGUACCCACUUGUUUAUAUUUGAUUUUUGGCAAAGAGAGGAGUGAAAUAUUCCACGAUGACGACGCUUAAACUUAAACUUUGCAUGGACUCCGGUCCAGAUGACAAGUAGUUCAGGUCAAAUUGCGUAAUCAAUAAAAAAGUUAAUCAAUUAUUAAUACUGUAUAUCUAGGAUGUGUUUAGGGUAAUGACUUUAACCCCCUUUUUAGCAUUUCUAAGCAGUAUAUUUUUACAUUUCAGAGAUGGUUUAUAUCACACUAUGUAAUGAGCAGAUUCAUAUUUAUGAAUGUACAGUAUUUGUCAAUAAUAACAUCUACUAUGAGUAUAUCUUUAAAAUUAGUACAGCUGUGUUUAAUCUGCCCACACGAGGAGUUAUAGUUGUGGAAAGAUACAUUAAUAAAUACCAUGUUAGUCUGCGUACAACUACUAGGUGUUGAUAUACUGCUUAUAGAUGCUAAAUAAGGCGGCGAGGUCUCCGUCUGACCCUGACCACAAAGGAUUUCCCCGAAACGUCUGAAUGUUGCUUUACCGGCUUACUUCAGACAGAUCAGCUCUAAAACAAAUCAGUCCUGAGUUUUUUUUUUUUUCUCAAACCAAAGCAAAGGGAAGGUUAAACUGAAGCAGGCGUCAAGCCCCGCCCCCCUGGCUGAGCUCUGUCAUCUAAUUGGCUGGACUCGGAUGUGUUAUGUUGUGGACCAAACGUGCUGGAAGGUUUUAUUUUAUUUUUUAGUCUGUGUUUGUAUAAAAAUCUGUCCCUCUUCUUUUUGCUGCUUUCAUAUCCACGCGCUGUUUACGUUCUCCUUUUUGUUAAUAUGUUUAUAUCCGCUGGCGCGUACAGAACAGAGCGCCUCGUUUUCUUUGUAUAUUAUCUGUUCUGUUGGUUUGACUCCGCCUCCCGUUGUUCUGUCCCGCGUGCUGUAUAUUUCCCAGUUAGCUGUACCAAGCUCAAAAUGGCUGAACCUUUCUCCCAGCUGCAGCUCCACUGAUCUGGUUGGUUGGUUUUGUGCUGACAUAACGCGUUGUUGUGCUUACAGUUACUAUAAAAGUCCUUUUUCACAGAAGUCCGUCAGAAGCGUGAUACCUUCUGAUUCAUUUCACCUCCCACAAUCCCGUGCUCUUAGCUGAUGUAGCAUGUAGCUCCGCCCGCCACAGUAGGUGUGUAAACAUCGCCACCGGUGACGUUAGCAUUAGCAUAAACAGCCGUGUUGCCUGAGCCACAUCCCACGUGCCUGAAGACCCGAAACUUAAUGUUUUAAAAGAAGGUAAAUGUUUUCAUGUUGUAUCCCAACUGUUUUUAAAUCUGGAACAUUCCCGGUUUGAGCCCCUAGCGUGGGUUCCGCCACAUUUCAUCUGUUCUGUAAUCUAGAAUUUAUAGCACCUGUUUGAGACUGUGGAACAUGUUCCAUCAAAAUGUGUGUGACGCAACCUGCACGUUCUGAUUGCAGAACAUUCUCAACUUUUGGGAAAACUCUUGAAGAAUCUGAACGUGUCCCGUCGCAAAGUGAUUCUAGAAAGCGUUAGACUCUCGUCACGGAACCCACAUGUUCUGGUUCUUUUGGUAGUGUUGAGUUCUGGAUUUCUGAUUCUAGAAUCGAGCGUUUAAGCACUUUAAAUUACUUCGGGAACGUGUCCCGCCGCAACUUUGGCAACGUGUUUGAAACCCUCCUGUUCUGACCCGUGGCUUGAGAACUGUAUUGAGGUCUGGUUUGGGUUCUCGCGUUCUCACUCUAGAAUAUUUAAUAUUACCAGUUCUAGAAUCUGAUUAAUUCUAGAACCCGGUGACUAGAACAAUCUCAAGCUUGCCUGUUAGAACCCGCGUGUUCUGAUUCUAGAACACACACCCGGCAUCCUCAUUGUAGUGUGUUUUUGCGGUUUCAGUUGUUCUGAUUUUAGAAUUGGAACGUGUGCAACCUGUUUGGAACCCUCCUAUUCAGAACACGGAGACCCCAAUGUGCAUUCUCGUUGACAGAACCCACGCAUUCGGAUUCUUUGUAGUGUUGACUUCUGGAACUUUCUUCUCAUAUUGAAAUACACUCGUUCUGACUCUAGAAUCAAGCACUAACACUACGUCUCCACAGUCCAUCAGAUUUUCUGGAACAUGUCCCAUAAAAAUGUGUGUUUCCUGAAGGAUGAACACGUUCGGGUUCUAAAGGGUCAGAGACUCUGGGUUUGAGAACUGUAAUGAUAUCCGGUUUGGGUUCUCGUGUUCUCACUCGCGAUCAUAUAACCUUAGCACUUCCUCACUGUUCUAGAAUCAGAUUUCCUGAAAUGCACGGCUACAAAUUCUAGAACCCGGAGACCAGAGCAAUGCAGAGCGCGCGUUUUCAUGUCGGAACCCAACACGACAGUUCUAGAACGUUAAUUUUCCUAAGAUUUAAAUCCCUUGUUCUGACCGUACAAUCAGGAACGUGUCCCGUCACAAAGUGCACAACGUAUGUGGAACGUUUUUAUUUAGCUUCCCGUUCUAGAUCACGGAGACUCCUCUUUUGAAGAAGACCUGCGUUCUCAUCACGGAACCCGCACGUUCUGUUUUCUCGUUGGGAAGAACACUGAAAAACUGCUCAGAACAUCCACGGCCGGAGAGGAAACACCAGGGGGUUCGUUGUUUUAGUUUUGUUUUUUCGCGGUGUGAUCGUAAAACGAGUACCGUGAGAUCUUAAUGUAACAAACUCGUCCUCUAGAGAUCACAACGUGUUUGGUGUUUCCGUGGAUCUCAGUGGCUCACGAGCUGUCAAACGUUUCUUUUUGUGAUCACAAGAAAAGAAGACGCCCGUGAGUUCUGUAGCUCUGCAAAAUAUUUACCGUUAAAACGGACGGCGGGAGCAGGUGACCUCGUUUCUUUGUUUCAGAGAGCUUCAGGUGGAAAUGUGCGUUUACUCUGCUCACCUGGUCGGCCCUGAGACUUUAUUAGCCUUGUUACGGCCAGUUUAUACCUCUGUGUUGAAUAUACACGUAGCCUGGCGCUCGCCUCCCAAAAUGUAACUACACGCCGCUGCGACACAGGCUACAAGAACUGAUUGGUCGGCUUGGUAGCGUUACAUUUCCUCCUGCGCUUCUUCUGCCUCAACGACCUUCUGUCACGUUUCUGCGUUUUAGUGAUUUCACUAAAAGUAACUGCUGUUCAACAUCGAUCAGCUCCGACUCCAACGGGAUCCGUUCGCUUUCAGUCGCCAUUAUUUGUAGCAGCCUACACCAACAAAGAAGAAAUUCAACCGCCAACAAGAGCGACGCGGACUCCAACGCUCGAGCAUAAAUGCCCACGGCGCCACUUCGCCUGCAACUCAAUGCAGAAGUAUAAACUGGCCUUAAAGGUUCUGGCUGGACCCGACCUGUCCGAUUCUUGACUCAUUCUCCCGCCAGAAACCCCACCGCCAACAAGUGUUUUGGCGCCGUAACUGCACAGCGACGCAGACACCAACGCACAAUUAUAAAUAGUCACGAGUAACUUGGCGUUUAGCCGUUUCUGGCUCUGCUUCUCCGUCUCUGGCUUCCUCUCCCGCCUCUUUACUUUAACCCGUCUUCACUCCCGUCACCACGGAAACAUGGAAGCUGUCGGACCGUUUGUCUUUCAGUCAGAGGAAUCAGCUGUACCCACAAUGCACCUUGCCUCAGGCCCGUGAACCAUGGGGGCGUUUAGGCUGUAGUAAAGACUCCUGGGUGGGUGGGGGGGGGUAAAACCAGCGUCUGGGUGGAUCUACAGCCUCCAUGAUGUGGACAUGAGUUAGCGGUGUGUUCAGGAGCCGACACGGCGUUCGUAUUUUACAGAAGACAUUGAUCAGUGUGCGUGUGAGCGAGUGUGUGUGUGUGUGUGUGCGUGCUGUCGAUCAGCCCCUGUUCAGAGCAGUGUUGUUUUUGCAUGCCUAUAUUCUAGCUCAGUGUAAAUCGAUGUGAGUUGCAUGUCCGUGUAGUUUUCAGUUGUUCGGCUGACUUCUGUCUGUGGUGGCUUUGGGUGCCUUUUGUUUUAUUUCUGUUUGUUUUGUUUUUCUUUCCCUGUUUUUCUUUUGUACCGUGUGUCCCAGAGGCGGCUGUUUUUGUUUGUUUUUUUGGGUUGGGGGGGUUAUUGAGCAAAAAAGAGAAAUAAAUGAAAAUGAAAAGAAUAUCCUCUUAGAAGCAGAACUGCCAGCGGUCAUCAUCACGCUCGAGGUGAUGACGGCUGUGACUUGUGUUUUUGGGGGGAUUGUCCCUUUAAAGAGUGCCAACUUACAGAUGCCAGUGUUGUACAGCGGUGAAAAAGCUCACACUAUUUACUAAAAAUAAACCAUUUCUCUGUUUUUUUCCA
Micropterus dolomieu (smallmouth bass) is the source of this 7146-nucleotide messenger RNA. Its product is annotated as spindlin-1-like. Bases 638 to 1420 code for a protein of 260 amino acids. Gene Ontology annotation, biological process: gamete generation. The record is from RefSeq and is a predicted model, not a curated record. Lineage: Eukaryota; Metazoa; Chordata; Actinopteri; Centrarchiformes; Centrarchidae. The transcript is spliced from 7 exons.